AUGUCUGAAAAUCAGCCUCUUUGCGCUCUAGUUUUUUUAACUUCACUCUUCUGCUCGGUAUGCUCACAGGGGACACGAUUCAUUCAUUCAGCUGCACUAGAUGUGGAUGGGAGAUACAACAUUAAGUGGGGAUUUGAUGAGUCCACGAUCACUUUUGAGGUAGAAGUGGAAACGAGAGGAUAUAUAGGAUUCGGUUUGUCACCGACCGGUGCGAUGUCCUCGUCUGAUAUCGUGAUAGGUGGUGUGCUCAGCGGAAGUCCAUAUCUGCUGGACUACUAUACAGACUCAAACAGAAAGGUCCAUAAAGAUGCGCUGCAGAGCUACCAGCUGCUGUACGGCAGAGAGAAUGACACACAUACCGUUCUGGCUUUCAGCAGAAACCUCCAGACCUGUGAUGACAAUGACAAAGUCAUUACGGGCAGUACAGUGAGAGUGAUCUGGGCGUUCCAUGCGGAGGAUGUGAGAGUGUCAGGACCAGUCUACCAUGGGACGAACAGAGGCAGAAAGAGUCUGCGAUUACUCAACCCUGGAACCAGCUCCAGCAUCCCAGCAGGAACAGCUUUCUUUGACCUUCAAAACGAGGAGGUUCCUGUACCGCAUAAGGAUACAACGUACUGGUGUCAGAUCUUUAAAUUUCCAGAGCUGAAGAAGAAACAUCAUAUAAUCAGAAUAGAGCCAAUGAUUCAGAAGAGUCAUGAGAAUCUGGUUCAUCAUAUUCUGCUCUACCAGUGUGACAGCGAUCUGAACAAGAGUGAGAUUAACAGAAGACAUGAAUGCUACCAUCCAAAUAUGCCAGACUCCUUCUUCACCUGUGAAACUGUCCUGUUUGCUUGGGCUAUUGGGGGAGAGGGCUUCACCUACCCUCCUCAUGUUGGAAUGUCUAUAGGAACCUCAAUAGACCCAGUCUAUGUACAAAUGGAGAUUCACUUCGAUAACCCAUCUUUACAAAGAGGGAUAGUGGACAAUUCAGGCCUGCGUUUGUACUACAGCCCCAGCUUGAGGCGCUAUGAUGCUGGGGUCAUUGAGACAGGAGUGUGGGUCAGUCUCUACCACAUGCUGCCCCCAGGCAUGCAGGAUUAUAUUACAGAAGGACACUGUACACAGGAGUGUCUCCAAGAGUCAUUAGACAGCGAGAUGCCCAGUGGAAUUCAUGUGUUUGCAGUUCUGCUCCAUGCUCACCUGGCAGGACGGGCUAUAAGAGCCAGACAUUUCCGCCAGCAGGUCGAGCUCCAGCCACUAGCCUCAGACGAUCAGUUUGAUUUCAACUUCCAGGAGUUCCAGCCGCUCAGCCAGGAGAGGAUCAUCCUGCCUGGGGAUUCUCUAAUCACUGAAUGUAGAUACAACACUAAAGGCAGAAUGAACAUGACCUGGGGAGGUCUUAGUACACUGGAUGAGAUGUGUUUGUCAUAUCUGCUGUACUACCCCAGGGUCAACCUAACCAGGUGUGAAAGUUUACCAGAAAUCAUCGGCCAGCUUAAAUUCAUUGGGGUCAAAGAGAUCCACGAGCCUGUUACAACUUGGCCCUUUGUGAUUAAGAGUCCUAAGAAAUACAGCAACCUCUCCUUCACGGAGGCCAUGGACAAAUACAAGUGGACAAGGAAGAGAGGGAAAGCAUUCAACGACAUUGUACGCAAACUCCCCAUGAACGUUCGCUGCUCCAAGAUCGGCCAGGAUGAGUGGUCGAUUCAAGGGGUGAUCAUCUCUCCUCCAGAGCUGAAGUCAGAGCAGACGUCGGCUGCUGUCGUGGCCUGUAGGAAUGUCUCAGAGAUUCAAUGUGGACGCUCCCUCGCUCUGCUCCUCACUGCAUGUCUUUUGCUCAUUCUACAGACCUGCUUACACCUCUAAUGUCUGCUGUAAUCUCAGCCCCCAUGCCCACUCAUAAACAUACAUACAGCAGGUUCCCAUCAGGCCUUGUGUUUCCCAGAAACAGUGAUGCUCAAGAUUUACAUCACUCUUACUUAGCCUAAAUCAAUUUUAUCACUAGCACUGAUCACAACUGUGCUGUAUUCCUGUAGGAUGUAGGCAUCAUGCAUGCUUCACAUGGAAUAUCCUUGGUUAACAGAUACUGCGGUCUUGACAGCCUCUCUAACAAAUGCCUCACCAUAGUUGUAAAUCUUAAUAAUCUCACCACAUGUUUGAAAUAGGCUGUCACACUCCAGUACACCACAAUUUAUGUCUUGUGGGUUAAAGGGAUAGUCCACCCUAAAAUUUACAUUUUGUCAUCAUUUACUCAUUCUCAUGUCAUUCCAGUUCUGUAUGGCAUUCUUCUAUGGAACACCAAAAAAAAUUGUAUUGGUGUUUAUUUUUGUAUAUUCAUUUAAAGUCAAUGAGUUCCACUGUUGUGUUGUACCCCAUUGACUUUCAUUGUACGAACAAAAACAGUCAGAACUUCUUUAUGAGCACUGUCAUGCAGUCUUCCUCAGAAGUGGUGUAAAUUUUUCAAUACAUUCCUGUCGCAUUGGUAGUUUUAUUAAAAGUAAAAAAAAGUGAAAAAUGCUUUUAAAAAGUCACUGUCUAACACAUGCAAAUGCAUUCAGCCCAGAGCUCUGCGCAUUGUGUUCCUCUCAUUAUAAGCUCAAUAUGUGUUUCAUAAAGA
Molecule: messenger RNA, 2596 nt
Organism: Sinocyclocheilus grahami
Lineage: Eukaryota; Metazoa; Chordata; Actinopteri; Cypriniformes; Cyprinidae
Gene: moxd1
Product: monooxygenase, DBH-like 1
Exons: 12
Coding region: 1-1845 (614 amino acids)
Biological process (GO): norepinephrine biosynthetic process; dopamine catabolic process; octopamine biosynthetic process
Cellular component (GO): secretory granule membrane
Molecular function (GO): copper ion binding; dopamine beta-monooxygenase activity
Source: RefSeq, a predicted model, not a curated record